AGCAGCGCAGCCGGAAGCGGUCGGUGCGGAGCGGGGGGCGCGAGCGGGGCCGGUCCCGGGACAGCGCGGGACAGCGAGGGAUGGGACAGCCCACGGAUAGACCAGGGACAACUCGGGACAGCCCAGGAACAGCCCAGGGAUAGCGAGGGACAGCGAGGGACAGCCCGGGAUAGCGAGGGACAGCCCGGGAUAGCGAGGGACAGCGCGGGAUAGCGAGCGACAGCGAGGGACAGCCCGGGAUAGCGAGGGACAGCCCAAGAACAGGCCAGGGACAACUUGGGAUAGCCCACGGAUAGACCAGGGACAACUUGGGACAGCCCAGGGACAGCCCAGGGAUAGCGAGGGACAGCCCAGGGGUAGACCAGGGACAACUCGGGACAGCCCAGGGACAGCCCGGGACAGCCCAGGGACAGCCCGGGACAGCCCAGGGACAGCCCAGGGACAGCCCAGGGACAGCCCAGGACAGCCCGGUGACCCCAGACUGGGGGUGGCUGGUCCCCAGUAGGGACCAGUGACCCCCAAACCGCGCGGGGGGCCUCUCCCGGUACAGCCCGGUGACCGCUGACCCCCGUCCCGGUGACCACCGGGGGCUCCCCGUGAUCUCCUCGCUGCCCGCAGACCCUCGGCCAUGGGCGAGCGCAAGGGCACCAACAAGUACUACCCGCCCGACUUCGACCCCGCCAAGCAUGGCUCCCUCAACAAAUACCACCACAGCCACCCGCUGCGGGAGCGCGCCCGGAAACUCUCCCAGGGCAUCCUUGUCAUCAGGUUCGAGAUGCCCUUCAACAUCUGGUGCGACGGGUGCCAGAACCACAUCGGGAUGGGCGUCAGGUACAACGCGGAGAAGAAGAAGGUGGGGAACUACUACACCACGCCCGUGUACAGGUUCCGGAUGAAGUGUCACCUGUGCGUCAACUACAUCGAGCUGCAGACGGACCCCGGGAACUGCGACUACGUCAUCGUCAGCGGGGCCCGGCGCAAGGAGGAGCGCUGGGACCCCGGCGACAGCGCCCAGGUGCUGCCCACAGCCCCGGAGCAGCGGGAGCGCCUGGCCCUGGACCCCAUGUUCCGCCUGGAGCACGGCGUGACGGACCGGGGCGUCCUGGAGCGCGCCGCCCCCAGCCUGACGCGCCUGCAGGAGGCCCAGGACGCCUGGAAGGACGAUUUCGGCCUCAACAGCCGCCUCCGGAGGCGCUUUCGGGUCGGUGGAGAGCCCCCAAUCCUCACCGGGGGGGGGGCGGAUCUCCAGGAUUCCCCCCCAAAUACCCACCGGGGGAAAACUCCUGAAAUUCCCAGCGAGGGGAUUCCCGCCCGCGCAGGGCUCUCCGGGCCCCGGGGCGGGGGGGGGGGGUGUCUUUCCUCUCCCCCAGCCCCGUUGUUCCCCUCCAGGAGGAGAAAGAAGACGCUGCGGGAGGAGGAGGAGGAGGCGGCGGCGCUGCGGGCUCGGGCCGGGCUCAGCAUCCCGCUGCUGCGGGAGGAGGAGGAGGAUCGGCGCCUGGCCGCGCUGCUCACCCUGCGCGCCCCCGACUCCUACGAGGAGAAGCAGCGGCUGAAGCGCUCCGAGAUCUCCCAGCGCUCCUGGUUCGCCCCCGGCGCGGCGCGAGCGCCCGCGGGGACCCUGCAGAAAUUGGGUCUGGGGGCGGCCAGAGCGCCCAAGGCACCGCCGGGGCCGCCCCCGACCCCCGCCGGGCUCGGCAUCGUGCGGCGGCGAACCGGGGAGGAAGGGGCGACCCCGGCAAGCCGCGAGACCCCCGAGGCCGGGCCGGAACCCCCGGUGUCGCCCCCCAGGACCCCCCCGGCGUCGCCCCCCGCCCCGUCUUUGGUCGCCGAUUACUCGGACUCGGGCUCCGACAGCCCCUGA
Molecule: messenger RNA, 1861 nt
Organism: Hirundo rustica (Barn swallow)
Lineage: Eukaryota; Metazoa; Chordata; Aves; Passeriformes; Hirundinidae
Gene: YJU2B
Product: YJU2 splicing factor homolog B
Exons: 8
Coding region: 629-1861 (410 amino acids)
Biological process (GO): mRNA splicing, via spliceosome
Cellular component (GO): U2-type spliceosomal complex; post-mRNA release spliceosomal complex
Source: RefSeq, a predicted model, not a curated record